Hansenula ciferrii is the source of this 4167-nucleotide messenger RNA. RefSeq lists its product as uncharacterized. Gene Ontology annotation, cellular component: plasma membrane. The coding region runs from base 1 to 4167 and encodes 1388 amino acids. The record is from RefSeq and is a predicted model, not a curated record. The transcript has a single exon. Gene Ontology annotation, biological process: transmembrane transport. Lineage: Eukaryota; Fungi; Ascomycota; Saccharomycetes; Phaffomycetales; Wickerhamomycetaceae. Gene Ontology annotation, molecular function: ATP binding; ABC-type xenobiotic transporter activity; ATP hydrolysis activity.
AUGUCUUCAAACACCUCAAUGAAAGACGAAGAUGAUUAUCAAGAUCUUGAGAAAUCAAAUGCUCAUAUUCAACAACCAAGACCUGUGAAGAGAUUAUUAACUCCAUUAUUAACAAAAUAUGUUCCUCCAAUACCUCAAGAAUCUGAAAGAACAAGAUUCCCAUUCUAUCAUACAAAUAUUUUCUCAAAAGCUUUAUUCGCUUGGUUAUUACCAUUAUUAUUUAAAGGUUAUAAAAGAACUUUACAACAAGAAGAUUUAUGGAAAUUAGAUGAACAUACAUCGAUAGACCAUGUUUAUAUUAAAUUUGAAAAACACUUAAAUGAAGAAUGGUUAAAAUUUGAUGCUAAGCAUGAUCCUAUUAAAAAUCCUGAUGCUUUCCCAAGAUUUGCUAUCUUUAUGGCUUUGAUGAAAACUUUUAAAUAUGAAUAUACCGUUGCUAUUGUAACUAAAAUUAUAUCAAAUGCAUUAAGUGCAUUUACACCUCUUGUGUCUAAAAAAUUAAUUAGUUUUAUUAGUGAAAAGGCGCUUGUACCAGAUACUCCUAUAAAUAAAGGUAUUGGUUAUGCAUUUGGUAUUACAUUUAUGUUAAUGUUUUCUGCAAUUUUUAUGAAUCAAUCUCUAUUACAUUCAAAAUUUGUUGGUGGUCAUUCAAGAACUAUAUUAACAAAAGCUUUAAUUCAAAAAUCUUUGAUUGCAAAUGCCGAAACAAGAUUCCAUUAUCCAAGUGGUCGAAUCAUUUCAUUCAUGAGUGCUGAUUUACAAAGAAUUGAUGAAUCAUUAUUUGAAUUACCAACUGGGUUUACCACAUUAGAACCAAUAAUUAUAGCUAUUGUUUUAUUAAUCGUGAACAUUGGUGUCUCAGCAUUAGCUGGUAUUGCAAUUUUCUUUUUAACAUUAAUUUUAAUGGGUGUUCCAGCUGGUUCAUUAUUUAAAAUUAGAGAAGCUGCAAAUGUUUUCACAGAUCAAAGAGUUGGUAAAAUGAGAGAAGUUAUUCAAUCAAUGAAGAUGAUUAAAUUUUAUUCAUGGGAAGAUGCUUAUGAAAAUUUAAUUACUGGUAUAAGAUCAAAAGAAUCUUCAUUAGUUUUGAAAUUCCAAUUGACUAUUAAUGUUAUGAUUACAAUUGCUAUUAAUGCUUCAUCAAUCACUUCAAUGGGUGCCUUUUUGGUGCUUUAUGCUGUUAAAUCUCAUGGGAACCCGGCAAAUGUUUUUUCAUCUUUAUCUCUUUUUGGUAUCUUAUCACAACAAGUUAUUGAAUUACCAAUGGUUUUUUCAUCAGCUGCUGAAGGUUUAUUAAGUUUAGAUAGAAUUACAAAAUAUUUAAGAUCUCCAGUGGAAACUUUUGAUGUUGAAAAUUUUUAUGAUAGUGAAUUAAUUAAAAAUGAUGAAAUUGCUGUUCAAAUUGAAAAUGGUGAAUUUGAAUGGGAAUUAUUCACUGAAAUAAAAGAAGAUGAUGAAGAAACUAAAAAACAAAAAAAGAAAGAUGAAAAACAAAGAAAAAAAGAACUCAAAAAAUCACAAGGUGGUAAUGGUUGGUUUAAUAAAAAAACUAAAACCACUGAAGAUUCUUCAAAUGAUGAAAUUAAUAAAGAAUCAUCAACAGACGAAGAUAAUACAAAUCAACAAAAGCCUUUUAAAUUAUCAAACAUCAAUCUAAAAAUCUCCAAAGGUGAAUUUAUAGUUGUCACAGGACCAAUAGGUUCAGGUAAAUCAUCAUUAUUAUCUGCAAUUAGUGCAUUCAUGACCAAAACUGAUGGUAAAAUAGCUAUAAAUGGAUCCAAUUUAUUAUGUGGUGCACCAUGGGUUCAAAACACUACAAUAAGAGAAAAUGUUUUAUUUGGUUCAAAAUUUGAUCAUGUAAAAUAUAAAAAAGUUUUAGAGGUUUGUUCAUUAGAACAUGAUUUAAAAUCAUUACUAGCUGGUGAUAUGACUGAAAUUGGUGAAAGAGGUGUCACAUUAUCUGGUGGACAAAAAGCUCGUGUUAAUUUAGCAAGAGCUGUAUACGCAGAUAAAGAAGUUUAUUUAUUUGAUGAUAUCUUAAGUGCAGUUGAUGCAAAUGUUGGUAAAAAUAUUACUGAAAAUUGUUUAUUGGGAUUAUUAUCUUCCAAGACAAUUAUUAUUGCAACACAUCAAUUAUCAUUAAUUAGUAAAGCUGAUCGUGUUGUCUUUUUAAAUGGUGAUGGACUAAUUGAUGUUGGUACUGAAUCAGAAUUAAGAUCCAAGAACAAAGAUUUUGUUAAAUUAAUGGAAUAUAAUAAAGAAUUAGAGCAAAAAAACACAGAUGAUGAAGAACAAAUUAAUGAUAAAAUUACAAAAGUUACAAGUAUUGCUGAUAAACCUUCUGGUCCAAUUGAUGGUACACUAUUUGGAGAAGAAGAACGUGCAUUUGAUAGUAUCCCACUUUCAUUAUAUAAACAAUAUGUUAAAGCAGGUCAAGGUAUGUUUGGAUUUACUGCAUUCCCAUUAACCAUAAUUUGUAUAAUUUUAUCAGUUUUCGUUAAUUUAUUUACAAAUGUUUGGUUAUCAUUUUGGGUUGCACAAAAAUUUAAAAAUUUAUCAAAUGGUCAAUAUAUUGGACUUUAUGUUAUGUUCACUGUGUUGAGUGUCUUGUUUGUUGUUGUUGAAUUAGCAAUUAUGGGUUAUGUAUUUACAGAAGCUUCCAAAACAUUAAAUUUAAAAGCUAUGCAAAAAGUUUUACAUUCACCAAUGAGUUUUAUUGAUACAACACCAGUUGGUAGAAUUAUUAAUAGAUUUUCCAAAGAUACUAAUUCAUUAGAUAAUGAAAUUGGUAUGCAAUUAAAAUUAUUUUUACAUUUUUCAUCAACAAUUAUUGGUAUUAUAAUCUUAGCUAUAAUUUAUUUACCAUGGUUUGCAAUUGCUGUACCAUUUUUAGCAAUUUUUUUCCUUUGUGCAACAAAUUUUUAUCAAGCAUCAUCAAGAGAAGUUAAAAGAUUAGAAGCUAUUAAUAGAUCAUUUGUUUAUAAUAAUUUUAAUGAAGUUAUGAAUGGUAUGAAUACUAUUAAAGCAUAUGGUGCAGGUGAAAGAUUUAUUCGUAAAAAUGACAUAUUUGGUGAUCAACUGAAUGAAGUUUAUUUUGUUGUUGUAUCAAAUCAAAGAUGGAUUGCAGUUAAUUUAGAUAUAAUGGCCACUGCAGUUGUAUUCAUAGUGGCUAUGCUUUCAGUGACGGGUCAAUUUAGUAUUAAUGCAUCAUCAGUUGGGUUAUUAACUUAUUAUAUGAUUGAAUUAUCACAAAUGUUAUCAUUUUUGAUGCAAACAUAUUCAGAAGUUGAAAAUGAAAUGAAUUCAGUGGAAAGAGUUUGUCAUUAUGCAAAUGAUUUAGAACAAGAAUCUGCUUACAGAACAUUGGAUUAUCAACCAAGACCAACAUGGCCAGAAGAAGGUGGUAUAAAAUUUGAUAAUUUAUCAUUAAGAUAUCGUGAUGGAUUACCAUUAGUUUUGAAAAAUUUAUCAAUUGAUAUUAAAGGUGGUGAAAAAAUUGGUAUUUGUGGUAGAACAGGUGCAGGUAAAAGUUCAUUAAUGAUUGCCCUGUAUAGAAUUGCAGAAUUUGCAGAAGGUGGAAUUUUUAUUGAUGGAACUGAUAUAAGUAAAUUAGGAUUACAUGAUUUAAGAUCUAAAUUAUCAAUUAUCCCACAAGAUCCUGUUUUGUUCCAAGGUACAAUUAAAUCUAAUUUAGAUCCAUUUAAUGAAAGUACAGAAUCUGAAUUAUGGGAUGCUUUAAGAAGAAGUGGAUUAAUAACACCUGAAGAAAUGAUCAAGAUGAAGGAUGAAAAUGAAAAUGAAUACAGUAAAUUCCAUUUAAAUAGUGUUGUUGAAGAUGAAGGUUCAAAUUUCUCAUUAGGUGAACGUCAAUUAUUAGCAUUAGCUAGAGCAUUAGUUCGUCGUUCCAAAAUUUUAAUUAUGGAUGAAGCAACUUCAAGUGUUGAUUAUAAAACUGAUUCAUUGGUUCAAGAAACAAUUGCAAGAGAAUUUAGUGAUUGUACCAUUUUAUGUGUUGCUCAUAGAUUAAAGACUAUUAUUAAAUAUGAUAGGAUUUUAGUUUUGGAGAAAGGGGAAUUGGAAGAAUUUGAUAAACCAUUAGACCUUUUCAAAAAACAAGGUAUUUUCAGAGAUAUGUGUAAAAUUUCAAAUAUUGGAGUUGAAGAUUUUUAA